This is a messenger RNA of Hemibagrus wyckioides, 1115 nucleotides long. Its product is annotated as trace amine-associated receptor 13c-like. The coding region runs from base 1 to 1065 and encodes 354 amino acids. The record is from RefSeq and is a predicted model, not a curated record. Gene Ontology annotation, cellular component: membrane. Gene Ontology annotation, molecular function: trace-amine receptor activity. Gene Ontology annotation, biological process: G protein-coupled receptor signaling pathway. The transcript has 3 exons. Lineage: Eukaryota; Metazoa; Chordata; Actinopteri; Siluriformes; Bagridae.
AUGAUGCUGGCAGUGGGGGGACCAUUGCGUGAGUUCUUUAUCAGUCCAGGAGAUGCAAGGAUCAUGGGUCUGGAACCAGGGAAAUCCAAGGAUGAACUGGUUAGCAGUCUGAUCACUGAGCAUUUCUCCUGUCCAGAGAGAUCUGUAUCUCCUGCAGUUUAUAUCUUACUGUACGUGUGUUCUGCUGCUGUGGUUCUGCUAACAGUGUGUGGAAAUCUGCUGGUCAUCAUCUCUGUUCUUCACUUCAAGCAGCUUCACACACCAACUAACAUGCUUCUUCUCUCUCUGGCUGUGUCAGAUUUCCUUGUCGGCGCUUUAAUCAUGCCUCCAGUGUUCAUUUGGACAAUGGAGUCCUGCUGGAUUAUGGGAUCAAUGUAUGUUUGGUCGACUGCUGGAUUUCUCAUGGCUUUAUCCAUAUAUAACGUUGUUCUGAUCGCUUUUGAUCGGUGUUUAGCUCUCUUUAACCCAUUUCUUUACCUGAACAAAGUCUCUGUGAGAAAAAUGUGUGUAGUAAUAUUUUGUAAUUGGUGUAUGGUGCUAGGGUAUGACUUGGCACUCAUAUAUGUCAAUGGAAACUUAACAAGACCUGAAAUGUGUCCUGGGGAAUGUUUAUUCAUCCUGGAUGAGGUUUUGUCCACAAUUGAUCUUGUAGUAACAUUCAUAUUUCCACUUUCUGUCAUAAUCAUAUUGUAUACUCAAGUUUUUGUGAUUGCUAAGAAACAUGCCACUGCUAUCAGAGAGCUUAAUAAUCACACACGACCUAAAACACAGAAAAUCACCUCACACUCCAUGAAAUCUGAGAGAAAAGCAGCUAAAGUCCUCGGCAUUUUAGUGUCUGUGUUUCUGAUGUGUUUACUUCCAUGUUAUAUUUACUGUUUAUUAGGUGAUAUUAUCGAACUACAGGCAGAAACAUUUCAGAAAGUCACAAUCGUGUUUUGUCUUAAUUCCACCAUUAAUCCAGUUAUUUAUGCUCUGUUUUACCCGUGGUUCAGGAGGUGUGUUAAAUUAAUUAUAACUCUGCAAAUAUUCCAAACAGACUCUGCGUUAAUCAAUGUUCUUUCAUAAAAGGCUUUUUUCACCUUUAUUCCCUACACACACACACACACACACAUACA